CACUAAAUUUAUAGCAUGUUUUUGACAUCCCUGGAGGCAUACAAUCCACAGACAACCAGUUACAAUCAGAAAUCUAGGUGUGGCCAACAAUUUUCACUUUACUCUCUUGUUUGUAAAGUUCAGUUGUGUACGGUGUGGUCCCGCAGCUCUUUUGUGAGGAGUAUAUUGGCAUCAAAACGAAGGCUACAAGCACAUGACAAAAUGGAUAAGAAAAAGUUUUUGCUUGGAGUCCUUUUACUGGCCAUUUGUUGGAAUCAGUGCCUAACACAAAAUGCUAAACUGUGCUCUGACUGCAACUCCAAUGCUGUUUGUACUACUAAAACCAAUUAUGUUACAUGCAGCUGCAAGACUGGCUUUGCAGGAAAUGGUAUUAACUGCACAGAAAUAGUGUUUUGUAGUAGUGUUUCAUGUUGCCCUCCUGGAUACCAGUGGAACCAAGGAUCAUUGGCCUGCAGUGAUAUCAACGAAUGUCUGAACCCAUUAAAUUUGUGUUAUCCAGCUACAUGUACAAACAAGGUUGGCAGUUACAUAUGUGGUAGUACUGUUGGAAUGAGCUGCGGAGGAAUUUACUGCCCAAAUGAUCUGGACUGUAUCUAUAUUAAUGGAACUCCGACUUGUGCUGAUCCCUGUAAAUACAGCAAGCAGCUGGAUGGAGCAAGCAGGCUAUAUACUAUCAAUUCCACUGGAGUAUUCCCCACUGACCAGUUCAACAUUGGAUGGUUCCAUUAUACACCAGGUUUCAAGAUGAAGGAAGGUUGCAUAGGACCUCUUAAAUGUGGCUCUGCUGGACCUUUCACUCUAUCCAGCCACCCAAAUAUAGGGGAUGGCAUAAAGUUGAAGUCUACUAUAGUUAACACAGUCACAGGGUGCAUACCUGGAUCAUCUAUACCUGUGAAAGCAUGUGAUGGAUUCUAUGUCUACAAGUUUCUGGGGACCUUAUGGUCAGAAGUCUAUUGUUCAGACAUAUCUGCAGCAACAACAACUUUAACGACUACGACAACCACAACAACAUCACCAGCUACAACAACUACACCCACAACCUCUACAACAACAACUACACCCACAACCACUGCACCCACAACCACUACAACAACCACUGCACCCACAACCACUACAACAACCACUGCACCCACAACCACUACAACAACCACUGCACCCACAACCACUACAACAACAACUACACCCACAACUACUACAAUCACUACACCCUCAACCACUACACCCACAACCACUAUGCCAAUAACCACAACUACCCCUUUAUUUAUUAGUUCAGCCACGCCAGCCACAUCACAUUCCCAAUUCUCAGCAUCAUUACCAUUACUUUCUUCAUCUACCGGUGAAUUAAAUAUCCCAGCCACAAGUAACCCAUCACCAACUACUUUAAAGUCAUCAACAGCAACUACCAAUUUUACCACUCAAUCCCAUAAUUUGAACACAUCAACAACAUCAUCUUCACCCAAAACUCCAUGUGCCAACAUAACUUCCCAGCCUAUUACAAUACCAGUAUCACAGCCGUAUCCAGAAGAGAACAUAACCAUUACCCAUGUCAGCAGCAGAAGUAUACUGACUGUCAGAAUUGUAAGCCAAAAAACUGAAGACAUAGAUACAAAGAGUCUAGAGAUAAAUGAGACAACCAUUGUGAAUAUAGAGGUAAAGACAAUUACCCCAAAUAACAUCUACACAAAAACAACAACUUCUGUCUCCCCUACAUCCAUCCUUAUUCAUGUGGCUGGCAGUGCCCCUGAGUCAUUAGCUGACCGGCCAGACACUAUAGUGACCAGCAGUGAAACCACAACACCUAACACAGAGAUAUUUCAGCCUGAUUCUUACUGCAGUCAACCUGCCCAAACAAAAACAACUACGGAAACGUCCUCAACUGCUGGAAACCGAUGUUCAAGCAUUGUCUCAGCAACCACCACCACCACCAUUACCACAACGGAGGAAAUUAUUGUUCUGGGCCCUCGUGGAUUCUCUGCCAGCUGUACCCAUUAUUAAUUCUUGCAAACCUCAUUGUCUUUAAUAUAUGUUUUCUUGAUAAUACUGUAGAUCUUUAUACACUGUCUUUUAUAUGUUAUUGUAUUUCUAUAUGUCUGUUAGCAAAAUAAUUGACCAUCCAACUGAUGUGACCAGAGUAUUGAUUGUAAAAGAGCAAUGUUUUUUUUUAGUAAAAGCAAUUCUACAAUACUUUAGCACUUCCGAUAUUAACAUUUGCAUUUGUGUGUCUAUAUGCAAGUUAUUACAGAUGUUUGUGGUAAUAAGCGACAGCAACAUUAAAGGACUAAAAUUAAAUUCCCAGCCAAACGAUUAUAUGUGAUACUGUGCCCAAUGAAUCCAAAUGCUAACAGGUGGGGGCCUCACCCACCUAAAACCAUUUAUAUAAAUGGCAAUGGCAGCUGAGUUUUCCAGAUAAGGGAUUUUUCUGUAAUUUCAAUCACGAUCCCUGAAAGCAGAAGUAAAGUUAAAAUCACUGGGGAGGUACCAGAUGUGACCUCCAAGCGAUUAUUGUCACUUACAUGAUACCCAGGCAGGUGCUCCUGUUAGCAGAAAACUGCACUGGAGCGGGAUACUUCUGCAAGCAUACCAUGGAGCAAUUGUCUUCUUCUGCUUCUUCAUUCUUCUGUUGCCCAGGGCCAACGCAUGUAUGAUAGAGUGAAAAAGCCACUGUUGCUUAAAGUUCAGCGUUUCAAUGUUCAAAGAAGAAGGAAGAAGCAGAAAAAAGGUCACAAUGUGGUUCUCAGUCAGAGGUACCCCAGGCCGGUACGGUUUUCUGCUAACAUGAGCACCAGCCCGGGGUAUCAGGUAAGUGAUUUUGAUCACUGGAGAAAGCCUAACUUUUCUUGUACUUUUAGGGGCACAUUUACUAAUCCACGAACGUCCGAAAAGGGUCCGAAUGCGUUUUUUUUGUAAGGAU
Messenger RNA from Xenopus tropicalis (tropical clawed frog), 2911 nucleotides. RefSeq lists its product as uncharacterized. Bases 16 to 1995 code for a protein of 659 amino acids. The record is from RefSeq and is a predicted model, not a curated record. Gene Ontology annotation, molecular function: calcium ion binding. NCBI's taxonomy places the organism in Eukaryota, Metazoa, Chordata, Amphibia, Anura, Pipidae. The transcript is spliced from 4 exons.